Molecule: messenger RNA, 1442 nt
Organism: Homalodisca vitripennis (glassy-winged sharpshooter)
Lineage: Eukaryota; Metazoa; Arthropoda; Insecta; Hemiptera; Cicadellidae
Product: zinc finger BED domain-containing protein 4-like
Exons: 2
Coding region: 143-1150 (335 amino acids)
Molecular function (GO): protein dimerization activity
Source: RefSeq, a predicted model, not a curated record
AUUUGAUAAGAUUUUAGUCGUAGUAUCAGACAAUGCCAGUAACAUCAAAGGGGCGGUACAAAAGGACUUGAAAUUGAAGCACUUUGGUUGUUUUGCCCAUACCUUAAACUUGAUUCUUCAGGAUGCGUUAAAGCUGGUAAAAAUGUUAAUUGACAAAAUAAAAUUGAUAGUGACUUUUUUUAAAAGGAGCACAAAUGCAACUGAAAAACUGUUGAUAUCCCAGAAAAAUAUGGGCCUUGAGCCAAAAAAACUUAUUCAAGAGGUUUCAACGAGAUGGAACUCUACAUUUUAUAUGGUUUCCAGAUUUGUAGAGCUGCAGGACGCGGUAAAAACUACUAUCGCUUUAAUAAAUAAAAAUUUACCUGUUUUGUCAGAGGAAGAGUGGGGAUUAUGCAAAGAGCUAAGCACAAUCUUACGUCCUUUUGAGGAGGUCACUUCACAGAUUAGUGGGGAACGCUACGUGACAGGUAGCCAAGUGAUACCCCUAACAAGAGGCCUGAUGUCCGUGUGUAAAAAAAUGCAAAAGGAGCCAUUCAAACCAGUUAUUCAAAAUAUUAUUAAUGAACUGCUGCAUGGUCUCGAGAAACGCAUGGAAAAUGUUGAACACAGCAAAACAAUAGCACUUGCUACUCUUUUAGAUCCCAGAUUCAAACUUGCUGUCUUCAAAGACGAAACUGCAAAGCAAUUGAUCAAAAAAACAUGUACAGAACUUUUAGCUGCAAUCUGGACAGAGACACAUGGCAAACCUUGCACAGCAGAUGAUGAAGAAAUUGGUAACACUCAAAACAAAGAUGGCAACGUAGAUUCCGCAAAAUUUUCCGUCUGGGAGGACGUUGACAACAUAAUUGCCAAGGAGAAACCUACAGGUACGAAGACCUCCGCUGCAAUUGUCGAGUUGAACCGGUACUUAGAUGACAGCUAUCUAGGACGGAAAAAAGAUCCUAUGGGCUGGUGGAAAGAGAAUCAACAUGUAUACCCUAUUAUGAGCAAAUUGGUGAAAUUAAAAUUUAACGUCAUGGCUACAUCCGUCCCAUGUGAACGACUUUUUUCUAAAGCAGGAAAUUUUUUGACAGAACGCCGAUCAAGACUGAGUUCAAAACGAGCAGAGCAGUUGCUGUUUUUGAAUGGAAAUCUAAAUCUUCUACAGUAAAUAGAAAUCAAAAAAUUUAAGUUAUAUAUAAGUUCUGCAAGUUAAAUAUAUGAAAUUAUGUAAUUCAUUUUCUUGCAAUUAAUCUUAUAUGAAGCCAUAGUGUACAGUUUGGUUAUAUUGCCCAUUUUAUUUUCUAAAUAUGCUUAAUUGUGUCUUUGAAUCUCCAUACAUUCGUGUAUCUUCAUUUAAUCUAAAGUACAAUAUUUGACAGUGUAAUUGUAAUGUACAUUUGAACAAUAUGUUUAUGUAUGUAUAUAUUUGUAAUUUAUAAAGUGUUCCUAUAUGAUUUAAU